AUGGCAGAGGCAAAUUCUGUAAAAGUCGAAUUUGUGGACUACAAAACAAAGAAACUAUGGGUUGAAAAGAUGUCCAACUACAAAUGCGUGAUGUUAUUUCCAAGGCGGUUACAUAUCUCUAAUCUGGUUCCUCCUUACUGGGCCUGGAAUUGUUAUAAAGAGACAAGUGACAACGUGGAGGUUGCCAAACUAAGGACUGUAUGCUGGCUAGAUGUGAGAGGCCACAUAAAGAUGUCUGAGCUCUCAUGCGGCGUUGUUUAUGAGAUUGCGUACAUAGUCAAAUUAACAAACGGGGCAUCUGGAUGGGAGCUACCCAUCACACUCAAACUCAGGUACCCCGAUGGCAGAGAACAAAUUCGCCAACAAAGUUUACUCGAGAAGCCGAGAGGAGAGUGGAUGGAGCUCAGUGGUGGCACUUUUCUGACCAACCAAGAAGAAACCGGAGAGUUCUGGUUUGAUCUCUGUGAACAUGGUGGACACUGGAAAACUGGGCUUAUCAUCAAAGGUAUUAUUGCCAAGCCGAAAUAG
Molecule: messenger RNA, 528 nt
Organism: Fragaria vesca subsp. vesca
Lineage: Eukaryota; Viridiplantae; Streptophyta; Magnoliopsida; Rosales; Rosaceae
Product: protein PHLOEM PROTEIN 2-LIKE A1-like
Exons: 3
Coding region: 1-528 (175 amino acids)
Source: RefSeq, a predicted model, not a curated record